UUUUCCUAGAAAUUCCUGUCAAUGAAAAUGCUGCCAAGCCUAUUUCAAUAACUAAAUUAAGAACAUUAAGCAUGUAGUCAGCUCACUGAGCGAUAGUAAAAUUAGUUUUCGUUAAAAAGUUUGGCCAUAUAAAAUCGAGUGAAAAUGGCGCACAAAUCCAACUCCGAUCUUUUUUGUGUUAGUCCGAGGAACAUGAUCUUUUAUUCACCUUACGAUCGCGUGCAGAAACGUUUGAUCACACUGUUGAAUCCAACUGGGGAACGGCUGCUCUUCAAGGUACUGACGAAUGCGCCUUGGCAAUACAAUGCCAUACCGAACUGUGGCUUCAUCGACCCAUACAACAUCAGCGAGGUCUGCAUCAGUCUGCAUCACUUUGAGUUCGAGCGGGAUAAGGAAUAUAGCCAUCGCGUUUGCAUCCAGUGCAUUCUAGCGCCGCAAACUGAAUAUCUGAAUAACCAAACAAUUCUGUGCAUAUUCAAGAAAGUGCGCCGCUCCCAGAUCCACAGUGUACGUGUGCCCAUCGAACUGAAGCCCGAGCCCAUAUGUAUACCACAACAUGAGCUGGAAGGCAUUUUGCAAAACGAUGUCCAAAAGCUGAUAUGGGACCUGCGACCCAUUAACACCGACUACAUGGCCCAGCUCAAGGAAGUGACCAUGAGGGGCCCCAAGAAACGCUGCAGCUGGGUACGCAUCCUAUUGGGGCCGCUUAUCUUAAUAUCGACUGGGCUGGCUGCUGCUUAUAUUCAUCAUAAUUUCAAAAACGAAAUAUUCUCAGAAAUGAAGACGGGGGACUGUGAAAAUUGAAAAGGGGGCUUAAAAAACUAUUAGCAAAAAAAAAAAAAAAAAACAAAGAAAUUAAAAUUAAAAAUAAUCACUUCUCAACCAAAAUCUAACUCUAAACGACGGCAUAGAGCUAUACGAAUUGCAUGUUUGCUUUUAUCACCAUUUGGAUUUAUAUUUUGUAUUUUUUUUUUUUUUUUUAAUUUCUAUUUAAAUGCACUUUGCAUGCAAAAGCCAAAGGCAGAGCCAAUCGCCAUCUGGUCAAGAGCAACUCCCUUAAUUGGACACUCUCGUCGGUGCCAAUUAGCUUUGCGUGUAGCUGUAGAUCAUUGCCGAGAGGCCCACACUCCACACUGCACGGCCGUAAGAUUGGUUUUCCGUGUUCCCAUUUGCUGACUGAUUGAUGACAUCCCCGUGCUGAUUAGCCAACAACUGUCGCUGUUUGAAUUGAGUGUUGGCCACGAAACAACUAACAGCGCAGCCACAGCCACAGCCACAGCGAAACCACGUGGACCACAACCACCAACAGCCGCAAUAACAACACAAAAAUGCAGUACGCUAAUCACAGCUGGAUGGCAAAUGAUCUGGUUAGCCUCAGCAUAAAAAAAUAACACAAAACCAAAAGCAUUUAUUGACAUUUGGGGAAUUCGAAUUCGGAGAAACUUUAAAGUCGAGCUAAACGAUUGCAGAAUAGAGACUGAAAAGUUGAUAGUCAAAACCCAUUACAGUCAGGCCUGUGCGUGCUUGGAUCAUUGCUCCUGUCCUCUUCAGGUGAAAGUUCAAUUUCUUGUCUUUUGGACAAUUUUACAUGCAAUUAUAGGAAUAUUGGCGCUAUUUUUAUAUCCCUUCCACUUUCAAGAAGAAUUCAAAUGGCCAUUGCUUAUAGUACUUGUGGUACAUCUUAUUUCUGGUAUUAUGAUGUUUAUAUCACUAAUAUAUGUAAAUCAAUUACAAAUACUUGAAUGCAUUUAUUUAGUAAAUUAAACUUCUUCAUCCUCAUUUUGAUCAGCAAGAACGCCAUAUGUUCAUUUUUGGCCUCAUUAGUAGCUGCAUAAUGCCUGUGUUUUAUGUAUACCUCGUAUAUCUGCCAAUUGUUCAAAUUGUUUUCACCAUUGCUGGCUGCAGAUUUUAUAAAUUGGGCAUGCACGACUCUCUUUAAGUGUAAAGUAAAUUCGCAGCAUAUACAAAUAUACAUGUAUUUUAAUGUAUGUAAUAUGUCAAGUUGUAGGCUAAAGUAUAGAUUAUUAUAAAAGUAAA
Molecule: messenger RNA, 2037 nt
Organism: Drosophila mojavensis
Lineage: Eukaryota; Metazoa; Arthropoda; Insecta; Diptera; Drosophilidae
Product: vesicle-associated membrane protein-associated protein A
Exons: 5
Coding region: 145-804 (219 amino acids)
Source: RefSeq, a predicted model, not a curated record